Silurus meridionalis is the source of this 843-nucleotide messenger RNA. RefSeq lists its product as uncharacterized. NCBI's taxonomy places the organism in Eukaryota, Metazoa, Chordata, Actinopteri, Siluriformes, Siluridae. The coding region runs from base 1 to 843 and encodes 280 amino acids. The transcript is spliced from 2 exons. The record is from RefSeq and is a predicted model, not a curated record.
AUGUCAAAUUAUAGCUCUAUGAAGUUGGAGUUUGUUGCGCUCAAGUGGGCCAUGACGGAGAAAUUCCGUGAAUAUCUGUUGGGUAAUAAGUGUGUGGUAUUCACAAAUAAUAAUCACCUUAGCCAUCUGACCUCUGUAAAGUUGGGGGCGACUGAGCAGCGUUGGGCUUCUCAGCUGGUGGCUUUCGAUUUUGAGAUCAAGUAUCGCUCUGGUAAGAGUAAUAGAAAUGCAGGCGCGCUGUCACGGAGGGAUCCCCUGGAACCUGGUGGAUUGGAUGGGUUGACCCCCGGUACUGCAAUUCCUGAGUCUCUGCGGUCAUUAGCUGGGGUAGAUUCUGGGGGUAUAGCGACCCAGUGUAUGGUCUCUACACUUCCUGGUUAUUCGGCUGGUGACUUGCGUUCUUUGCAGGCAGCUGAUCCAGUUAUUUGGGAAGUGUUGCGAUUUUGGAGACAAGGAAAUCGCCCAGGACCUAAUGAGCGGCGCCAAAUGACUAAGGCAGCCUUAACCUUGGUUUUGCCUGCUGCCUUGAGACCAGAGGUGUUAAGGCAGUUGCAUCAGCAACAUGGACACCAGGGCAGGGAGCGCACCAUGGAGUUAGUGCAACAGAGGUGUUAUUGGCCGGGUUUGUCCUCGGAUGUGGGAAGUUGGUGUCACGAGUGUGACCGGUGCCAGGCAGCCAAAGACACCCAGCCACUGGCUCAGGCUUUUAUGGGGCGGUUAAUGUCAUCUAGGCCAAAUGACAUCUUGGCAGUGGACUUCACAGUGUUAAAAUUUUCAGUAAGUAUACCCUUGCUGUUCCAACGAGGGAUCAGCAAGCGGAGACGGUGGCACAAGCCCUGGUGA